Messenger RNA from Lachancea fermentati, 1614 nucleotides. NCBI's taxonomy places the organism in Eukaryota, Fungi, Ascomycota, Saccharomycetes, Saccharomycetales, Saccharomycetaceae. The record is from the annotation of a GenBank genome assembly.
AUGGAGCUGUCAGAUAGACUGAUCAUCUCAAAGCCCUUAUAUUUCAGCGAAUCUACCGAGAAAUGUGGUUACUGCAGAGGUGAAAAGGCCCAAAAGUACGAUUAUUUCGCCACCAAGUCAUGGUGGGACUUGCAUAAGGAGGACGCAAAUCUGUUGCAAUUUAACAAUUGCACUUUGGGCCUGCAAGUAGAAUUGAUACCCGUUGAAAUUUACGAUGAACUUUGUAAUCUGGGUUUUAGAAGAUCAGGGAACUUUCUAUAUAAGGCUGAUAUGUUAAGAAAUUGUUGUCGACUGUACACCAUUCGUACAACUCCUGCAAGAUGCAAGAUUUCGAAAGAACUGAAAAGCUGUGUCUCAAGAUUUCGCAAGAGAAUAUCAAGCCCUAAUGGGGGUCAAAGCACAAAUAGCGCAAACGGCGUCGUUAAUGGGAAGCAUAGUUUCAUAGACGAGAUUUUGCAGGCAGAAGAAUCUAGCACAACCUUUCGGACUAACUUUGAGCCUCCCACUUAUACUCCUGAAAAGUAUCAAUUGUUUGUCAAAUAUCAAGAGCAAGUGCAUCAUGAUUACGGUAAUUCGGUCAAAUCGUUCAAGAGGUUUUUAUGCGAAUCACCUUUUCCAGAAGACGUAGUUGCAGGUACGAAAGAGGAGUGGGAUCAACUCAAUAACUGGAGAAAGCUGAAGAAAGGUGAGCAUAUAAAGAGAGUAGGACCCGCACAUGAAUGCUAUUAUUUUGAGGAUAGACUGAUAGCUCUAGCAGUAACGGACUUCCUUCCCAGUGGCAUAUCUUCGGUUUAUUUCAUCUGGGACCCUGAAUUUGCACGGUGGUCGUUGGGCAAAUUGAGUGCCCUACGAGAAAUGAGUCUGCUUGCAAAAAUUAACCGGGACUAUUACUAUUUGGGUUACUACAUUGAUGACUGUCCCAAAAUGAAAUAUAAGUGUAAGUUUGGAGGGGACAUUUUGGAUGUCUGCAAUAAUGAAUAUGUUCCACUUGAACAAGUGGCGUCUCUUAUCCGAAAUGGAAAAUUCUUUGUUCUUGCAAACGAAAAGACACCACAAAACGAUGACGAAGAUUAUGAUGAUGAUGAGGAAGACGAUGACGGACCUCUGAGCGAACUGCCGCUCGAUGACACACCUAAGGUAGACACCAGUCUACCCACGAAAAACAUAGUCGAGAGAAUAUACGGGGAAAAUGGAGGAGCAUCCCAAUCUGCUAAUGACGCAGUAGAUAAACUUGACGAUCUUGGAAUUGAGUACACCCCUCAAUUAUUCAAUGACCUGUAUAAGCUGAAACCACUUUUCCCCCAUGAGCAAUCAGCUGAAUCAGAAGAGCAUUACGAGGAAGACGAUGGCGACGUGCCUGGGUACACAAAUGCUAUAUACCAUCUGCCAAAUGUUGUUCCAGGAUUGCUACCACUCUGGCAGAUUUACCAAAUGGUCGAGUCUGGUGAAAUACACCGUCUGAAUAAUAAACUGAUGCUCUACAAUACACGAACUGGCCAUAUUCGCUUGGUUGUAGACUUUCAGCUAGAGUCCAAGCGUACUAAGCGUGUUAUAUGCAACGUAAUCCGCAUGAUUGGUCUAAGAAACACUGCCAAAUCUCUUAUCAUCAUAUAG